Cuscuta campestris is the source of this 1969-nucleotide messenger RNA. The record is from the annotation of a GenBank genome assembly. NCBI's taxonomy places the organism in Eukaryota, Viridiplantae, Streptophyta, Magnoliopsida, Solanales, Convolvulaceae.
UUGUUUUAUGAAUUCCUCUCCAUGAAAUUCUAGAAGUGGAUAAAGAAUGUGUUGUGUGAGAAUGUUGGUGAGGGUUUUGCUCUCGUCUCCGGCGGACUCAUCGGCACGGCGGUCGUGUUCCACGGAUCUGCCCUCUCCGACUCGUUAUUGGGAUUCACGGUUGGAGAAUACUAUUGGUUGAAACUGUAAUCUUGCAAUCUACUAGUGGCGACUGCAAGAUAAGUGUGUUGGGUUGUGGGAAGACACUGGAACAAUCAUUGGCUCUCUUUUUCUCAGCAUUGAUGCAAGUAGGAUAUUGAACGAAAAAGUUAUCAUAUGGUCUUUUUUGGCUUGACUUUUUCUGGCAUCCAUGCUGACAGAGAGCAUGCGUGGAAUUAGUGUUUUGGGUAAUGCCCCAUUUGAAGGUAGUCGGUGAUGCACUAGGUGUGUUAACAAUUUGUCUUGUAUCCCUUUUGGCCCUUCUUGGCUUAUUUUGCACCUUGUACUUGUGCUACUUCCACUCACGGAUCCGUGGUCAAGCCCAUAUUCAACUUGGUUAUUUUAGUGGUCCUUGGAUAAUAAGAGUGACAUUCAUUCUCUUCUCAAUCUGGUGGGGCAUUGGAGAGGUUCUUCGGUUGAGUGUGCUGAGAGAAGGUGGGAGUUUGUUGAAUGUUCUCAACGGGAAAUGGCAAGAAACUGUCUGCAAAGGCUACAUCGUUUCAAAUCUAGGGUUAGCAGAACCAUGCAUCUUCCUGAUUGUUUUGUUUCUUCUCCGCGCAUCCCUACAGAAGUCGGUCACACUGAAUCGGAAAUGGAAUGGCAAAACAGCUGUUUGCGUUCUUCUCUUUUGCGCCCCAGUGUUUGUUUUUCAGCUCAUAGUCAUUUCUCUUGGACCAACAUUUAACAAGGGGAAAUUGCCUCAGUACUUCACAAUGGCCACUUCACUCCCCAAGACAAAGGAUGAUGAUGAUAUUGCCUUCUGCACUUACCCUCUACUGAGUACGAUCUGCCUCGGUCUUUUUACUACCACAUUAACUUGCUAUUUGUUCUGGCUUGGGAGAAGAAUCCUUCAUUUUGUCAUCAACAAGGGCUUGCAGAAGAGGGUUUACACUUUAGUCCUUUUCGUUUCGGGUUUCUUACCAUUAAGGGUCUUGUUUCUCGGUUUAUCCAUUUUGUCUACACCCGGUGGCCCAGUCUUUGAAAUUCUCACUUUCUUGGGGUUCCUAUCCCUUUUAUGUUGUGUGGUGAUGGGCAUGUGCAUGCUGGUAUACUUCCCCGUAGCUGAUUCUUUAGCUCUGAGGAAGGUACAGAGAGAUUUUGGCGCUAUGCAUAAUGAUACCGUUUCUCUAAUUGCUGACCAAAGUGUUCCAGGAGGAAGUAUUACUAGUCCCGGGAGAAACUCGGAAGCUUCCGGUAAGCGAUGUUCGAUUUCAUUUCGGACAAUGGGGAAGGGCGAUACUUCCAGCAGUGGGGCCUUUGUGGAGCUCAGCCUCUUCUCUCCUAGCCAGCAUUCGAGCCCUCCCGGUUCGCCUCGGCAUCUUGGCUGGCCAAUGCUCUCACUUGGAGAAGUUCAAGAGGUGUCUCGCAACUCUCAUUUUUGAGGUGAAGAAAUGUGUUGGUACUUUGUAUAGAGUUUUAGCUUUUUUUCAUCAUAACCAUAAGCACUGCUCUCCUCUAUUCUAGUCCCACUUCAAAGAAUGCCAUAUGAUUUUACUUGUUGACCACCCUACCCUAUUCUUUGGUGGAAUUUGUUUGCCCAUCAUUCAUUGUUGUUCUAGUUCAAUGCUAGUAGAAAAAUUCAAGCCCCGGCGCCAACUAUCUCCAAAAACGAUAAAACCGUCCCUAAUCCAGAGUAUACCUCCUGGACCAUCGUUGACACACAGAUCCGCGCCUGCCUCCUAGCGGUCAUCAGCCCCUCCGUUCACAAACAUGCUCGCGGCUUCACCACAUCUGCUGCCCUCUGGGAUGCUUUGGCCGCACGGUACAACUC